UUACAAUGACACAAGCAAACUCUUUUCAUACAUAUUUUCUUAGAGAUACACUUUAUUUAAAAUGUGGAUUUCUGUUACAGAUUUGACUCCUGUGGCUUGUUAUGAAGAAGAACAUGAUGAAUUACCAUGGCAAAAGCUACCACAAAAACCACUAUCCCAGUCAUUUCUUCUCAAUUAGCAUGCUGUGUUUCAAGAUCUUUUGUUACAAAUAUCCAUCAGUUGGUUUUUCAGCGAACAAAAAUGAAGGCAAAAGGUGUCUGCAGACUAUAAGAAAAAAAUUCUUGGAAGGAAUUUUCAGUUAUAGAAUGGAAUUAAGGUUUUGCACAUUACCUUGUAGGCUGUGCAUUCUUCCUUAUUUCUUGGACAUGGAUAUCUACAUUUGGUUCUGCUCUUAUAUGUUCUGUUACAAGAUUUAUCAGUGUCUUGGUAUAUUCCCGCCAGAUUACAAAAAUAAAGUGGAAUCACAAUCAAAAAGUGUGCCUGUUUCAUUGCCCACAUGGUGGAUGUAUUUUCCAGCAUUAAGAUUAUCUGGUAUGGGCUACAGAAAGAAUUUCCAAACUCAGCAGCAACCCCCUGAAAGCUUUACAGUCAAGGUGAAAUGCUUUAAUGAAGUGGAAUCACAAUCAAAAAGUGUGCCUGUUUCAUUGACCACAUGGUGGAUGUAUUUUCCAGCAUUAAGAUUAUCUGGUAUGGGCUAUAGAAAGAAUUUCCAAACUCAGCAGCAACCCCCUGAUUGCUUUACAGCCAAGGUGAAAUGCUUUAAUGAAGAGAAAUCAGAAGAAAAUGAAGCUUUAAAGGAAGAAACUGAAAAUCAACGCAAAGCAUUUGAGAAAUUACAAGAAGAAAAUAAAGCUUUAAAGAAAGAAACUGAAAAUCAACGCAAAGCAUUUGAGAAAUUACAAGAAGAAAAUAAAGCUUUAAAGAAAGAAACUGAAAAUCAACGCAAAGCAUUUGAGAAAUUACAAGAAGAAAAUAAAGCUUUAAAGAAAGAAACUGAAAAUCAACGCAAAGCAUUUGAGAAAUUAAAAGAAGAAAAUAGAGCUUUGAAGAAAGGGAAAUUACAAGAAGAAAAUGAAGCUUUAAGGAAAGAAAAUGUAGAACUACGCAAGGCAUUUAGUGCUGAAAAGUAUAUUUUAGAUUAUGAAUGGAUCAAAAUGAAUGAAGUUUCAAGCUCCAAUCAGGUCCUGCUAAGUGAUACUGAACAUCCAGAACUCCAUGUUUCAGAUGAUUGCAAACAAGUGCGAUUUAAAGAAACAAGUCAUCAGUCAGAAAGAUCAGAGAUGCAGUGGCCAUGUGUGUUUGGCAAAGAAAAAUUAACAGGAAGCCACACCUGGGAUGUAGAAGUCGGAGAGAAAAGCAGCUGGGCUCUGGGAGUGACUGAGAAUAUUGAGAAUAUAAAGGAAAAGAGGUAUAUCCCAGUAGCCCAUGAACAGGGCAACUGGAUUAUCACUUUGUGGAAGGGUAAAAAGUUUCAGGCCAACUUUGCUGACCUCACUGACCUUCAGCAUAAACCAAAGAGGAUUCGAGUUCACUUGGAUUGUGAAAAUAAAAGGCUGCUUUUCAUUGACAUUGAAACCAGAUUGUGGAUCCAUAAAUAUGAAAUCAACCCAUCUGAACAAUUCUACCCUAUCUUCAGUCCUGGGACUUCUGACAAAGGUCCCCUCAUACUGUUUAAUAGUAAGUGAAAUUGAGUGUUGGCAGCCUGACUGACUGACAGUGUCUAUACUGAUGAAAGAGGUACUGUGACUGUAGAGCACUAUAGUUUAUUGAAAGAAAUUAAAUAAGCCAGCCAAAAUAAUUUUAAUGUUCGACUUUGGAUUGCGGGCGGCACAGAGGUGCAGUGGUAGCGCUGCUGCCUCGCAGUAAGGAGACACAGGUCUUCCCUGCGUGGAAUUUGCAUGUUCUCCCAGUAUCUGCUUGGGUUUCCUCCCGGUGCUCCAGUUUCAUCCCACAGUCUAAAGACAGGCAGGUUAGAUGCACUGGUGAUUCCAAAUUGUCCCUGGUGUGUGCUUGGUGUGUGUGUGUGUGUGUGUGCCCUGCGGUGGGCUGGCACCCUGCCUGGGGUUUGUUCCUGCCUUGCCCUGUACUGGCUUGGAAUGGCCCCAGCAGACCCCCGUGACCCUGUGUUAGGAUAUAGCAUGUUGGAUAAUGAUGACUGACUGACUGACUUUGGAUUGCAGGACAAACUGGGUAUUAUUUUAGUGGGUACACAAGGUCUGUUAAGACAGCAGGUUUAACAGGGAUGCAGACGUUCUGCUGUGUAUCCCCUUUCCAUUCUACAUUAAUGAAUGAAUGGCUGAGAAGCUCUUACUAUACCAGUAUCAGCCUGUACUUCAUAGGCUAACAAAAGUGUAAAUCAGAAUUCAACUGACAUCUCUAUAAAAUCUUUCAUACAUGAAGGUGCUCAAAUGGCCACCUAAGUUUGAACAAAGAAUCAUAAUUCAGUGAGCACCAACCUUGAUAGAAAAAAUAAAAUGCCUGUAAGCAGACACUGGAUUUGUAACUGGAAGGUACUUUAAUCCAAUCACAAGGGACCUCAUGUAUAAACGGUGUAUUCACACAAAUAUGUUGUGUAUGCCCAUUUCCACACUCACUUUGAGAUAUAUAAAAAUUAAACUUGGCAUAAAGCCACGCACACUUUCACGGCAACCUCACACCUUGCAUACACAUGUUUCUGCUUGGUUUUGCAAACUGGCGGCACCCAGCGUCAAAGCAGUGCUACUGCUUCUGUGUCAUUUACUUUUCUUUAUCAUAUUCACUUCGUGGGCAUUAUCAAAUACACCAAAAUUAAUUUCAUAUCAUUUACAAAUUUAAUUCACUUGAUUGUGAUCUUUCUGUAACAAUAUAAUGGUGCACAGAAUGGCCAAACUAUUCUAUCUACCAUAGCUGCUUAAGCAUUGUUAAGAGACAUCACAAAUGGAAGAAUUAGAAGAGAGCACGUACUUAUAGAUGAUGGUGAUGGGCUUCUAAGAUAAUUUUAAUUUCCAAGAGCUACCCUGUUUGAGCUAUGUGCUGAAUUGGCACCAGCUUAACAAAAGCAAACUUUGAGAAAUUCUGCUGUGCCUGCUCCAUUGCAUGUUCUGUCCACUCUCGGGUUUUUAGCCACAGGAGUUUUUCAACGUGAAUUUGCUGACUCACGGAGUCACUCACUGAAUGAGCUGGCAUUAUGUCAUAUCUAGCUGGAUAACUUAUAAAAAUGGCAGUUCUGCACAGUCGCUGGUGCUUUUUCCAACUAGUGCAGCAAAAGGCAAGCAGUUCUUUUAAGGGUAGAGAGUCACCUCAAAGUAAAGAGGAGAGAAUUGAUCCGUUGUGGUGCUCAAUGCCAACACUACACUAUAAAGGUGCCUUCAGAGAAUGAAUUUGCUUAUGUAAAUAGAAAGUAUUUCCACUCUAUUAAUGCGCUGCUCUGUAGUGCACAGUAAGUGUGUUGCAAUGAGCAAUUGUGUAGCGUGCUGCAUAGUACGACACAUAAUCGUGGCUUGCCCGUACCUGAAGAGAUGCAGUAUGAUGAACUUGACCCUGACCUACCAAAUGAUCAGCCAAAUUGGGCAGGGUUACAACUUUGUUUGAAUGUAAGUAGCAGAAUGAAAAAAACAAGUAAUCAGAUGCAGCAUUUAUUUUUUAACCAAUCCAUUUAAUUUAUGGUCAAUAUCACAUAGUACAGCCCUUAUAUUCCUUAGUUCAUUGGCCACAUCUCUAUUGCAUUUUGUGACUCCAGAACAGUGUCCGUCAGCAAACAGCCAGAUGGCCUCCCAGAGGUGUGUGUGCAGCCAGCACCCGAAGACGUGCUCGGUACAGCAGCAACAUCACUGCCUGACCAUCGCACCUGGGUCAGCUUUUGUAAUAUUGUCUGAAACAGAAUAAAUAGUCGGUGGACUGCGACUUUUCACGUUGACUGUGAUAUCUAACCACUUCUUUUUUUAUUUUGGGCACUGUGUAACUUUCUGAAGUUGAACUUAUGAGUGUCUCUGCCAUGCUUUUGUUAAUUAUACCACUGCAUACUCCAACAAAUAGUACAUUUUUCUUUGCCUCCACUUUGCAUUCACUGAAAUUCUUCUUUUUUCACAUGCCUUUUCCACUGUCUUUUAUCCCAACACUGAAUGGAUGGUAAUAUUUAUAUUGAUCUGUAUAUUAAAAUAUGCAAAAUUCUGGAAGGAGUUGGGAUGGGGAUGUAAGCACAUGCACAUGCAUUAAAUUUCACGUUCAUUGGGAUUUAUAAAGAGAAAGUGUGUGGAACUUGGCAUACACACAGAUUUAUACAUCUAGAGUUUUUUGUGCAUGCGCAUGUUUCCACUUUUGUCCGUGUGUCAUGUUUUAGUGUGAAUUCCACGCACAGCAUUAUACAUGAGCCCCCAGAUUUUUUUUUUUAGUGAUUUUUAAUCCUGUAUUCACUAUAUACGAUUUCUUGUAUUAAGAAUUUGUCAUUUUUCGAAUAGCCCAACUUACUUUCCAGAGAGUUUUGGGGUCAGAGGGCAGGGUCAUCAGUUUGGACAGCACUCCUUCUGUCACUGCAGGAUUUGAACCGGCAACCUUUGAUUUACCAGCAAAGAUCCUUUAGCCAGAAAGACACCACUCUGCCCUUACAUCUUCCUUUAAACCAAGCUGCAUUCAUCUCUUCUCUCUCUUGAAAUCUCUUUGAAGCCUCUCUCUUUGGUGGUGGGAAGCCAUCUACUCUUACUGAAACCAAAAAGUUUAUGAGCCACUCCUGUUUGGGGAGCUGAAAGCUGAUUGUCCUCUUCCUUUUCAGGACCUGAACAUUGAACAUCAAAUUCAAAGACUUGGUAUUGUAAAACUGUUUAUCUGUGCCAUGAUAAAUUAGAGCGCUAAAUAGCCAGUAAACAGCCAGCAGCUCCUGUAUUUAUAUGUUCAUCUGUCAUGUGUCAUGCCUCCUCUGUCAAUAUAUGUAUGCAAUAAUCAUAGUUCUGUCAUCUUUGUGUUUAUCAAUAAGUUGUAUAAUUCUGUUUAUUAAAAUGAAUGUGUUUCAGUUAACUUGAUAUAAAUAUCAGUUGGAGACCCUUUCUGUUGAGGAAGGUAAGGAAAAUUAAAUAGGAGCCUCACGAAAUCAUUUGAUUUAUUGCCGGCAUUGCCAAAGGCAAAACAUAUUUAAUUCACUAACUUAAAUUCUCUUCUUUGUCCUACAGGGUCAGAAAUUGAUGUAUCUAUACUUAUAUUUUGGAAAGAAUAUUUAAUAUGCAGUCAAAUGAAGGUUUUUAAAAAUUUUAGAAAGAGCAGGAAAUACAUUCUAACCCAAAUCAAUACAGGAUGUUUUUUACCAGCUUCCUAGGAUUUGUUUGAUUUUUGCUUAACCUGAAAAUAGGAAUAUAAUACCAUACCAUACUAUUCUCUAAACCUGCUUAAUCCUGACCAAGGUUGAAGGAUUUGUGGGGGUACCAGACCCUGUCCCAACAAGUAUAGGGUGUAAGGCAGAAACAUACCCCUGGACAGGGUGCCAUUCUAUCGCUAUAGGGCCAAUUUAGCGUUGCCUGUCCAACUAACAUGCAUGUCAUUGUGCUGUGGGAGGAAACUUGAACAUGUUCGGAAACCCAUAUUAAUAUGAUGAGAACAUGUAAACUCCACACAAGGAGGUCCUGGGAUGUGAACCCAACCCCAGUCUCCUUACUGUGAGGCAGCAGUGCUACCAGUGUGCCACCUUUGGGAAAAUAAUGCCACAAUAAUCUGUAUGUCUUGCAUAGAUGUUAGAGUAUUAAAAUGCAUUGUUUUGCUCUACUGCUUGAAAGUUGUACACUUACCUGGGCAAAGGUGGGUUUGUAGGUCAGUGCAAAGCUGUCAGGUUGUCUUUGUAUAGUCUGCAGAUGUGACAACAGAGGAACGUUUUGAGGUUGAAAAGAAGAAAGCAGGUUUUGCAAAUGCUGUGAGAGCAGAGCCCAUUCAUUACUUGAAUUAGGCAAUGUGGAUUUUGUCAAUGUUACUGUGUUUUCUCCUGAGUUAUGAGUUUGCCUCACAAUAUGAUCUAACAAAUUAAGCCGGGUUUUCUUUCAGUCAGUUAGUUAACAAGUGUUUUGCAGUCGGGAAAUAUGGGUGGGUUAAUGAAAAUCAGGAAUUCAUGUGUAUUGCUGUUUUUGGGAACAAUGCAAACUCUUUGUGAAUGUUAUUUGUGCACAGUGUGAGGAAACAAGUAGGUGUCCGUCUCCAGGGGAAUGGAGCCAUACAUGCUGAAGUAGCAUCUGCAAGGAAGCAUUUUGGAUUGGAAAAAGAGAAGAAGCUGGCAAUUACCCUGAGGGGUAAGCUCUAAGCUUUAUCCAGUGCCUCCCAAGACCCACAUUGAGAUUUACUGUAAAAUCUAGCAUAUAAGGCACACUCGAGUAUAACAUGCAUGCUGAUUUAGCCCAAAAAUUUCAAAUAAAAAAAUAAAUUCAAAUAUAAUGUGCACCCUUAACUUUUCAAGCUUUUAGGGUGGAUGUCAGCUUUUGUUAACAGGAGGGGUGAAGGCCAUAAUCAGCUGUAAAUGUUGAAAAAUCUCACUGUUACAAU
This is a messenger RNA of Erpetoichthys calabaricus (reedfish), 6492 nucleotides long. Its product is annotated as E3 ubiquitin-protein ligase TRIM39-like. Bases 102 to 1685 code for a protein of 527 amino acids. Gene Ontology annotation, molecular function: protein binding. Lineage: Eukaryota; Metazoa; Chordata; Cladistia; Polypteriformes; Polypteridae. The record is from RefSeq and is a predicted model, not a curated record. The transcript is spliced from 22 exons.